Physella acuta is the source of this 488-nucleotide messenger RNA. RefSeq lists its product as uncharacterized. The record is from RefSeq and is a predicted model, not a curated record. Lineage: Eukaryota; Metazoa; Mollusca; Gastropoda; Physidae.
GAAUAUCCAUCGAACUGAUUAAUGUUCACUUCAAAUGUAACAAGGCAAAAGCAGAAGCAACGAUGCUUUUCCAAUGUUUGAAGUAUUACCAGGAUCUUAAUAAACUUGGAGCAAACCUCAUUGUGCUUGGAGAUUUUAAUCUACCUGCUGAUGAUGAAGUAUUUACUGACAUUUGGAAAAGUGAAUUCACAAAUUGUAUUCUAGCUUUUCAUCCAACUAAUAUCAGUAUCAAUAAGCCUCACGGAGACUAUAAUCGUGACAACAUCUGGAUACGAAAACAAAAUCGUCUAUGUUAUAAGUAUAAUUCUGCGGUACUAAGAAAUGGUCUGGAUUGUGAAACGUGCCAAUGCUAUAUUAGUGAUCACUGUCCAGUUUACGCUGAUGUUUGUAUAAAAGAAAAAAAAGAUAAGGAAUAAAAAGAAUUCCAGAAAAGGGAAAGUUGACGAAGAUCAAUCUCACCUGUUAUAACUUCUUUUGCCCAUUUUAGA